Periophthalmus magnuspinnatus is the source of this 3910-nucleotide messenger RNA. It is a transcript of the gene grid2, whose product is annotated as glutamate receptor, ionotropic, delta 2. The record is from RefSeq and is a predicted model, not a curated record. Gene Ontology annotation, biological process: synaptic transmission, glutamatergic; modulation of chemical synaptic transmission; monoatomic ion transport. The coding region runs from base 732 to 3785 and encodes 1017 amino acids. The transcript is spliced from 16 exons. Gene Ontology annotation, cellular component: postsynaptic membrane; plasma membrane. NCBI's taxonomy places the organism in Eukaryota, Metazoa, Chordata, Actinopteri, Gobiiformes, Gobiidae. Gene Ontology annotation, molecular function: transmitter-gated monoatomic ion channel activity involved in regulation of postsynaptic membrane potential; glutamate-gated receptor activity.
CUUUUGCUUUACAGAACGCAAAGUGGAUCCUCCGGCUCUUUAUUUGGUCACGUUCAUCUGUAUUCCGCCUGCGCGAGGAACGCGUUCCGCGGGAAACUGGAGAUAAUUUGGGAAUAUGGAGCCUUGUUCUGGUGAUGCCAUGUGACAGCUCUCUAUCAUUGGCCUUGUGUCACUCCACAAAGUCUGGCUGCCUGUGAGUUCAGGCGCCGUCGAAGGAGGAGGAUCAAAGCUCCGGGGAAAAUGGAAGUUUAGCCUGUGCGCGCGGUGUGAGCUGUGUGAGGCUGGUGCAGGGAACUGCGCCUGUUCCAAACGCGAAGAUCGGGCUGAUUAUCAGCUCCGGGGCUCCCUGCGCAAUCAACUGGUUCACAAUAGUUCUUUUGAAUAAGCGCCACAUCACCGGAGCUCCGCUCGACUAAAGCGUCGGCGGGUUGUUUCUGCGGCUGAGCCGCGCUCGUGCUGUGAUUUAACGGUUGGAGGAAUUUCAACAGGGCACGAGUCUGUGACAUCCCGGGAAUCUGUACCGUCUGCCUCCACGGAGGCAUCGCGCACAGCGCCAGGAGAUCCGCUGCGAGGAUCAGGGAAUUUCCUUUGGCACCUCGCGGAUGGACUAGGAGACUAGGAGACAAGGAGACAAGGAGACUAGGAGACGGAGCUAAGCACCUCGUUUUAACUCCUCUGCUCAAACAGCGGGCUGUGGUUUCGGUCUUUUGUCGGAAAUAUCUUUGGACAACAUGAAAGUUGUGUCGGCUCUGCUGCUUGUCGCCGUGUUCUGGAGCCUGGAGUGGGAGUCUGUGCUGUCAGACUCUAUCAUCCACAUCGGUGCCAUUUUUGACGAGUCUGCACGGAAGGAUGACGAGGUUUUCCGGCUCGCUGUGGCCGACCUCAACUUGAACAAUGAGAUUUUGGAGACGGAGAAGGUGACCGUAUCCGUGGAGUUUGUGGACGGGAACAACCCUUUCCAGGCUGUGCAAGAAGCCUGUGAGCUGAUGAACCGUGGGAUCCUGGCCCUGGUGAGCUCCAUCGGCUGCAUGUCGGCUGGCAGUCUGCAGACCUUAGCAGAUGCCAUGCACAUCCCUCACCUGUUCAUCCAGCGCUCUCCAGGGGGCUCUCCGCGCUCCGCCUGCCCGCCCACCAGCCGCCUCCCCGGGGCAGACGACUACACGCUCAUGGUCCGCCCUCCGGUCUAUCUCAACGAGGUCAUCAUGCAGGUGGUGUCUGAGUACAGCUGGCAGAAGUUUGUGCUCUUUUACGACUCUGAUUUCGAUAUCCGUGGCAUUGAGGACUUCCUGGACCGCACUUCGCAGCAGGGCAUGGACGUGUCCCUGCAGAAGGUGGAGUCCAACAUAAACAUGAUGAUCACCAGUCUGUUCAGAACACUGAGGGUGGAGGAGCUACACCGAUACAGGGACACGCUCCGAAGGGCAGUGCUGUUUAUGAGCCCUGCGACCGCCAAGGCCUUCAUCACUGAGGUGGUGGAGACCAACCUGGUGGCCUUCGAUUGUCACUGGAUCCUGAUAAACGAGGAAAUUUCCGACUACGACCUGCAGGAGUUGGUGAUGAAAUCCAUUGGUCGGCUGACUCUCGUGCGUCAGACGUUCCCGAUGCCCCAGAACACCACACAGCGCUGCGUAAAGCACAACCACCGCAUCAACACCUCCCUGUGUGACCCCAAGAACCCCCGCGCACAGCAGCUCGAGAUCACAAACAAGUACAUCUACGACUCAGUGCUGCUGUUGGCCAACACCUUCCACCGUAAACUGGAGGACCGUAAGUGGCACAGCAUGGCCAGUCUGAGCUGCAUCCGCAAGAACUCCAAGCCCUGGCAGGGAGGCAAGAGCAUGCUGGAGACUGUCAAGAAGUUUGGAGUCAGCGGUCUCACCAGUUUUCUGGAGUUCACGGACAACGGCACAAACCCCAACAUCUUCUUCGAGAUCCUGGGAACUAACUACGGAGAGGACAGAGGUCGUGGGGUCAGCAGGCUUGCUACAUGGGACCCAGUGCACGGCUUAAAUGGUACACUCACCGAUCGUAAACUGGAAAACAACAUGAGAGGAGUGGUGCUUCGAGUCGUGACUGUUUUGGAGGAGCCGUUCGUGAUGGUGUCGGAGAAUGUGCUGGGAAAACCGAAGAAGUACCAAGGCUUCUCGAUUGACGUCCUGGAUGCCCUGUCCAACUAUCUGGGGUUUAAGUACGAGAUCUACGUAGCUCCAGACCACAAGUACGGAAGUCUGCAGUCGGAUGGGCACUGGAACGGCCUGAUGGGAGAGCUGGUUUUCAAGCGUGCCGACGUGGGUCUCUCUGCCCUCACCAUCACUCCGGAGCGGGAGAGCGUGGUCGACUUCACCACUCGAUACAUGGACUACUCUGUGGGUGUUCUGCUGAGGAAGGCCGAACGCACCGUGGAUAUGUUCGCCUGCCUCGCGCCCUUUGACCUUUCUCUGUGGGCAUGUAUCGCUGGCACGGUGUUACUGGUGGGACUCCUCGUUUACCUGCUCAACUGGCUCAACCCGCCCCGCCUGCCCAUGGGAGCUGUGUCCUCCACCACGCUCUACAACUCCAUGUGGUUUGUCUAUGGGUCCUUCGUGCAGCAAGGAGGAGAAGUACCCUACACCACCCUGGCCACCCGCAUGAUGAUGGGUGUGUGGUGGAUGUUCGCACUGAUCGUCAUCUCCUCGUACACGGCCAACCUCGCAGCGUUCCUCACCAUCUCCAGGAUCGAGAACUCCAUACAGUCUCUGCAGGACCUGUCCAAACAAACCGAACUUCCUUACGGGACAGUUCUGGACUCGGCUGUGUACGAUCAGGUUCGCUCCAAAGCCAUGAACCCCUUCGAGAGAGACCCCAUGUACUCCCAGAUGUGGCGCAUGAUCAACAGAACCGGAGGGGCCGAUAACAACGUGGAGGAGUCCAAGGAGGGCAUCCGAAAGGUGAAGUACGGUCGCUUUGGCUUCGUGUGGGACUCUGCCGUCUUGGAGUACGUAGCCAAUAAUGACGAGGACUGCUCCUUCUACACCGUCAGUAACAACGCUCCGGACCGCGGCUACGGCAUCGCCAUGCAACACGGGAGCCCGUACAGGGACAUCUUCUCUCAGAGAAUCCUGGAGCUGCAGCAGAACGGGGACAUGGACGUGCUGAAGCUGAAGUGGUGGCCUCGGGACAGCCCCUGUGACCUGUACAGCUCAGUGCAGACCAGACGCAACGGAAACGCCUUGGACAUCCACAGCUUCGCGGGGGUCUUCUGCGUGCUGGCGGCCGGCGUGCUGCUCUCCUGCCUCAUCGCCAUGGUGGAGAGCUGGUGGUCCAGACGAAAGGGCUCCCGCGUCCCAUCCAAGGAGGACGAUAAGGAGAUCGACUUGGAACACCUACACCGGCGCGUUAACAGCUUGUGCACCGAGGACGACAGCCCCCACAAGCAGUUCUCCACCUCUUCCGUUGACCUAACGCCUCUCGACAUGGACGCCCUCCCGGCCGCUCGCCAAGCCCUAGAGCAGAUCAGCGACUUCCGUAACACCCACAUCACCACGACAACCUUUAUCCCCGAACAGAUCCAGACCCUGAGCCGAAGCCUGUCCGCCAAAGCUGCUGCCGGCUUUUCCGCGGGAUUCGGGGGAAGUGGCGGAGGCGGACUGCAGGACCACCGGACUGGACCGUUCAGACAGAGAGCGCCAAACGGUGGGUUUUUUCGGAGUCCAAUCAAAACAAUGUCCUCCAUUCCCUACCAGCCGACCGGACCAGGGCCCAACUUCGGAUACGGCAACGAUCCAGAUAGGGGUACCUCCAUUUAAAGAGGCGGGAUUCAAGAGAAGAGAUGGGAAGUUUGAGGUGUAGUCUGUGUACAUAACAAAUCUAUAACAAGUCUAUUUUGAGAUUAGAACGGGGUGAUGGGUGAAAUGAUCCUGCGUGGCUAACA